AUGGGGUCCGUCGAGGUCCAGGAUGGGCAUUUGGUCGACGGCCAUGCCUAUCAAUUGUUGACUGGAAGAGCUGAUGAAGAGGGCUUCAGGUCAUUUCAAAUCAUUGAUCUGACCGACGACCAAGAAGCCACAGUCACCACCUUGAGCGAUGAGAUUGUGCUGCUUUCGUGGUUCCUGACAUUAUUGCGGACAAGAGAUAACCCGAGUCUUUCCUUCGACUGGGUGCAUUAUAUUCCCCGCAAUGGUUACAUACAGGACCAAGGGGCUGAGUGCUUCAGAUUGGGAGAUCUUGUGACCAAUAUGAAUGCUACGGUUGGAACAAUCAAGAGAAAGAUUUCAUCACUUCUUCAAGCCUGUGGAAACACAGCACAAACGAUCAAGUCUGCCGAUUCGUCUCUGAUACUGAGCACUAGCUCCAGGGGAUCAGACUAUGUUGAUGAAUUUUUUGCUAAUGAUGUCCAAAAAGGUACUUGCCUAAAUGUCCGUCCGCUGUACCACAGCGAGGGCAUGUUACAAUACACAAUCGCGCGUCACAUCGAGACAUUCGUUGACACCGUCAGGCUUUGCGUCGCAAAUCCUGACACCACCCUUGAAGAAUGUAUGCACCCAACAGAGAGCGAUAUCGACCAAAUCUGGAAAUUCAAUCAUGCUGCACCCGCAAGUUACGAGGCCUGUAUGCAGGACAUUAUUUCUCAGCAGUGCGACAAGACCCCAGACAGUGUAGCAAUCUCUUCAUGGGAUGGCGAGUUGACCUACGCACAAGUCGAUGGAUAUUCGACACUUCUUGCGUAUAAACUCAGGAAUACAGGGGUUCAAUUGUCGGAUUUUAUUCCUCUGUGUUUCGAAAAAUCCUGUUGGACAAUUGUUGGCGUUCUUGCAGUCAUGAAGGUUGGAGCGACAUUUGUUUUGCUGGAUCCAAGCCUUCCUCUUGCCCGGCUCCAAAAUAUGGUUGAGCAAGUUGGGGCCACAACUAUUGUGCAUUCAAAGAUGCAGCGCGAUCUAGCGGUAUCGAUAUUGCCGCGUGGACGCGCCAUGGUCGUUGAAGCCGAAGGCUUCACGCAAUUGAACCCUGGAUCACGUCAAGAGCUACCCAUCGUACCACCAUCAACGAUCAUGUACAUCAUUUUCACAUCCGGAUCUACUGGAAAUCCCAAGGGGGUCAUGAUAAAUCACCGAACUUACACUAGCAGUGCUAUUCCUCGAGCCGAAGCAGUUGGCUACAAGGAGAAUUCGAGGGUUCUUGAUUUCGCUUCAUACGCUUUCGAUGUCAGCAUUGACAGUAUGCUCCUCACUCUAUCGCGUGGCGGUUGCCUUUGUAUACCGUCCGAUGAGGAUCGGAUGAAUGACAUAAACGGAGUGAUACGGAAGAUGAAGGUCAAUUACGCAGGCAUUACUCCCUCAGUUGCGCGUAUACUAGACCCGGACGUCAUCACAUCCCUCGAAGGUCUCGGCUUGGGCGGUGAAGCGGCAACAGCGAGAGACAUCACACGAUGGGGCCGAGAUACCAGGAUUAUCAUUGGCUAUGGCCCGUGUGAAUGUACGAUUGGCUGCACAAUAAACAGCAGUGCGGCAACUGGACGAGAUUAUGUUUCGAUAGGUCACGGAAAUGGUGCUAACAUCUGGAUUGUGGACCCUAAUGACCACAACAAGCUGAUGCCCAUAGGCGCGGUGGGUGAGCUUGUCGUGGAUGGUCCAAUCGUUGGCCAAGGCUACCUAAAUGAUCCUGAGAAAACUGCACUUGUAUUCAUUGAUGAUCCGCCAUGGCUCAUAUCAGGUCAUCAGCAAUACGAGGGCCGUAAAGGCAGGCUCUACAAAACAGGAGAUCUUGGAAGGUAUGACCCGGAUGGGUCGGCAGGGAUCGUAUUCGUCGGAAGAAAGGACACCCAAGUCAAGUUACGCGGUCAGCGUGUCGAACUUGGUGAAGUCGAAUAUCAAAUCAAGGGCAGUCUUCCCCAAGAGGCAGACGUUAUCGCCGAGGUCACAAGUCCGCAGGGAUUUGCAGGUCAGCCGACGCUGCUGGCAUUCAUCGCAUCAAGGUCCAAAGACAGAGUGGUAGGAGCGCCUCUAAAGACAGUUACGCCCGAAGAAGCGAUCAGCACAUCACUAUUAGGCAUUGACGCAAAAUUAGCCCAGGUCCUGCCCAGAUAUAUGAUACCUAACGCUUUCAUACAUGUCAACUUCAUUCCUGUGCUGAUAUCCGGAAAGACUGACCGCAAAAAACUUCGGGAAUUUGGCGCCACUAUCAACAUUCGUCAGGGUGAUGAGACUACAGCAGUUACUUCUCGCCCUCUCCCACGCCUCAAUGAUGCUGAGCAAACUCUUGCAGAGGCAUGGAGUCAUAUUCUAAAUAUAGACGUUGAGGUAAUUCGGGUUGAUGAUAAUUUCUUCAUCCUUGGAGGGGAUUCCGUUGUCGCAAUGCGACUCGUUGCAUUUUGUGCAACCUUAUCCUUCUCUCUAACGGUCGCGGAUGUUUUCCUCCAUCCUACGCUUUCGGAGAUGGCAAGCGUUGUUCGCAUGUCCUCAAAAGUGACCCAGCAUGAGGUUCCACCAUUUUCGCUAUUAUCAUCUCCUGUCGACCAGGCUUGUGCUGAAGCAUCACAAAUAUGUGAAGUGGAAAUAUCUUCCAUCGAAGACAUUUACCCAAGUACCCCAACACAAGAGUCACUUUUUACAUUCUCCAUCAAAUCAACAGAAGCUUAUGUUGCCCAACGGGUUGCCCGAAUUCCAGACCACAUCAGUACCUCUGCCUGGAGAGAAGCCUGGGAGUCUGUAGUUGCUGCAACCCCAAUGCUGCGGAGUCGCCUAGUCCAACUUCGCGAACCCGGAUUGUUCCAGGUGGUUGUUCGCGAGCCCAUUACGUGGAGAAGUACAACCGAUUUAAAGCAAUAUCUAUCUGAUGACCAUGGAAAAAGGAUGGAGCUUGGCCAAAACCUCGCUCGGUACGCUAUUAUCGAGGGAUCAACAAAAGGGGAACGAUAUAUGGUCUGGACUGUGCACCAUGUCCUCUACGACGGCUGGUCGGAAUCCUUGACUCUGAACUUUAUUCGUGAUAUCCUGGAAGGGCGUAGUCCACAGCCUCAGGCACACAUGAAGGAAUUUGUUAGUCAUGUGCGUGAUAUGGACGAAUCUCUGACUCAGGACUUCUGGCGACGCGAACUUGAUGGCGCGAUUGGUGGCCAAUUUCCAGAGCUGCCCUUCAGAGACUAUCUAUCCAAUCCAGACUCCAUGUUGGAAAUGUCAUUCAAUCUCAACACAGCGGAAAACAAAGCAUCCCCUUUCACUAUGGCAACUUUAAUUCGUGGCGCUUGGGUACUCGUUGCUUCACAGUAUAUGAAUAAUGAUGAUGUUGUCUUUGGCGAGACUCUAACUGGGCGCGACAUUCCGCUUCCAGGUGUCGAAAGCAUUCAAGGGCCGCUAAUAGCAACUAUUCCCAUCCGGACUCGAAUUGAUCGGACCAGCACAGUUGAUUCCUUCCUACAAAAUAUACAGCAGUCCAUGAUGACUCGCGUUCAAUAUCAACAUUUCGGUAUGCAAAAUAUAAGGAAGGUUAGCUCGGACGCCCUGUAUGCCUGCGAGGCCCACACUGGUCUGGUCAUUCAACCCGAGCUGGAAUACGCGGCUAGCGAACUUGGUUUUGACGAAGGUGACCCUGUCCGCGAAGCCCUUCAUUUCAACCCAUAUCCACUCAUGCUCGCUAUUGGAACUGGAAACAAAAGAAUCAGAGUCGCCGCAAGCUUUGAUAGUAGCCUUAUCGACGACACACAAAUGACCCGGAUCUUGGACCAAUUCCGCGAAACAUAUAUUCAACUAAGUGGAGAUGUAUCAAAGGAGAUCAGUGUAAUUUCCUGUCUUUCAGCGGCAGAGUUGGAUCGAAUAUGGUCCAGAAAUCAAACUCCUCCAUUGGCUCUAGACCAACAAUUGAAGCGUCUUAGGUCCUCUACAGAUACUAAAGAAGGAAGUGAAUAUCCUCCUGCAGUGGUGUCUUGGGUCUGCAAUCCACGGAAUGUGAAUCAGCUUACACCUAUCGGUGGGAUCGGUGAAUUGUGGCUCGAAGGCGCCUAUCUUCCAGGAGCAUAUACAGAGUCUCCACGUUGGCUUGUUGACGGCAGCAAUGCCUACAGCGGCCGGGAGGGUAGGUUGCACCCAACCGGCGACAUAGUAAAAGUUACGCACAGUGGAAACAUGAUCUUUAUUGGCCGGAAAGGAGAUCUGACCCCUGAUCAAGGGCACGCGAUUGAUCUCACAAAAUUACAGGUUUAUAUCACCAAGUAUCUUCCCGCACCAAUUCGCACUGCUAUAUCAUUCGUGCUACUAUCUGCGAAUGGUGUCAAGACGACGGCACAGCGGAAGCUGAUCAUCAUGAUUGAGCAUCAGUCCCAUGAGAACGCCAUCGGGAUAAUUUCUACGGACUUAAAGAUCAAUCUUCAUGUUGAAUCACAAGAUAUAGAAAGUCCUGAGGUCUUAGUCCAGUGUGCUAUGGACCCCAGUCUUGUAUCAGCACUCAAAGAGCUCGACAAAUCUCUUCGAAACGAACUUCCUCCAUCAAUGGUGCCUUACACGUACAUUCCAGUCGAGAGUCUUCCCCACAGGGAAGACAUGUCGGAAACUAUCAUACUGGAAUUGAGUGCUUCAAGCGUUGCUUGCCAAGCGCUUGCUGAGAUUCAGGACAAUUUGCAGCAAGCCUGGAAAAAGGAAUCAGCAUCAGCGCCUCUAACCAAACCACAAAAAACCAUUAGGGACUCAUGGGCAAGAGUUUUGGACAUGACGCCGGAUGAAAUCGAUCUCGAUGAUAAUUUCUUUCGCCUUGGUGGUGACUCUGUGCUGGCGAUGCGACUGGUGUCAAAUCUCCGCGCUCAGGGUUAUAUCCUGUCGGUAGCAGACAUCUUCCAAAACAUGCGUCUUCGCGACGUCGCUACAGUAAUAAGGCAAGAGACGUCGAGCAAGUCCGCUCAGCCCUAUACACCAUUCUCCACCAUCCCUGAGGAAGACUUAGACGCACUCAUCGAGGACAUCCGACCUCAGUUAUCCGAUGUCGGUGGGAACAUUCAAGAUAUCCUUCCCGCCACUAGCUCUCAAUCUGUGGAUAUUAGAGCCACUGUACACGCCCCACGAACUUCGAUUCAAUACACUACACUAUUCUUUGAUUGCGAGAUUGACCAAAAUCGUUUGAUUUCAGCUUGUCAGAACCUGGUCAGAAGGCAUGAAAUAUUGCGUACGGUUUUCGUGGAGCACCAAUCAAGAUUCUACCAAGUUAUUCUCAGAGAUUUGGAAAUCGCCGUCCCAAUCCUCCAAAGCCAGAGCGACGUGGUCAUUGAGGAACAAGUGAAAGCUCUCUGUACAUCAGACAUCGAAUCACAAUAUCUGCUUGGCUCUCCUUUUUGCAAGCUCUGGUAUGUGGAAGGAAAGGAGGGAGAAAAAUGCCUCAUCCUAGGACUAUCUCAUGCCCAGUACGACGGCACCUCCCUCCCCAGACUGCUACAAGACUUGGAGGCUCUUUACGAAGGAAAAAAAGUAGUUGACGUGUUCCCGUUCAAACAAUACGUUGUGAGCACUGGCGAAAAUUUUUUGCAGUCAGAGGGGCUGAAAUACUGGCAAGGACUAUUAAAAAGAUCACAGUUAUCGGUUCUUGACAGCAGCAAAGAAAGAGGUUCUGGAGGUUCCGAUAAGUCUAUCUUCCUCGAAACGCCAGUGGAUGUCUCUCAGCGACCAAAGAGUAUCACCACAGCAAGCAUCCUGACCGCAGCAUGGGCACUGACUCUUGCUCGUCGUCUCCAGACCCGAGAUGUGACAUUCGGUACUAUUACCACGGGACGCAAUCUCACCCUUGCCAAUAUGGAGAACAUCAUGGGUCCAUGUUACCAAUUUACUCCUGUGAGGGUGGCUUUUGACCUCGAAUGGACAGCAUUGGAUCUCCUGCAAUACGUCCAGAGCCAAGUAGCUGGAUCUACGGCUUAUGAUUACAUAGGGUUCGAAAAAAUAUUCAAGGAAUGUACAGAGUGGUCAUCAAAGCACGAUUUCUACGACUCGCUCGUACAUUACCAAGAUUUUGAGGAUUUUGAUACCAUGCCUUUUGCUGGGGCAACGUGCAAGGUUGAUAUACUGAAUCCCCACGGAGAUGCCAGUCAUCCUCUGAAAAUUGCCUCCUUUGUCCGAGACGGCGAGACGCAUGUUGGGAUUGUCGGUAGUGACAAGCAGCGAGAUUUUAUUCAGGCGGCUCUAGAUCAGUUGGUUGCAAUCGUCCAGGAGCUGGCUACCGGGCAUGGGGAGCAACGACUGUUCAGCGAUCGAUCAUUCAAUUGA
Molecule: messenger RNA, 6300 nt
Organism: Exophiala bonariae
Lineage: Eukaryota; Fungi; Ascomycota; Eurotiomycetes; Chaetothyriales; Herpotrichiellaceae
Exons: 3
Coding region: 1-6300 (2099 amino acids)
Biological process (GO): secondary metabolite biosynthetic process; amino acid activation for nonribosomal peptide biosynthetic process
Cellular component (GO): cytoplasm
Molecular function (GO): catalytic activity; phosphopantetheine binding
Source: RefSeq, a predicted model, not a curated record